Messenger RNA from Dreissena polymorpha, 1129 nucleotides. Its product is annotated as zonadhesin-like. The transcript is spliced from 6 exons. Bases 111 to 617 code for a protein of 168 amino acids. NCBI's taxonomy places the organism in Eukaryota, Metazoa, Mollusca, Bivalvia, Myida, Dreissenidae. The record is from RefSeq and is a predicted model, not a curated record.
UAAACUUCCUUGUCAAUAGAUAUGGGUCACCAAGGAGACAUCGUAUUAUAAAUAGUCAUCUCUCCAGACAUAACGCAGAUAAGUCGACCAGGUGUUUGAAAGUUCACGACAUGAUUCCAUCAGGGUUCUUGGUGGCGGUGGUAUUUCUGUCGUGUUUCUACAUUGUGCGAUGUAAUGUGAAUAGUCCAUGUAAUGCAACGGUAGCAUGUGCAAAUAAUAUCACAGUUUGUGAAAAUGGUUUCUGUCAUAUACAGGCCGGCCAAGUAUGCACGCUUGAAACUACACCAACCGUAGCAACAACUGUAACAACACCUUCACAAGUAUCGAGUUCUACCUCGGCAACAACAACUACUGUGGCAACAACAACGACUGCGGCAACAACUACUCCACUACCUGGCCCCGUAAAACGAAGAAGACGCAGUGCAAACCAACAGGAGUGUGUUUCAAACGCAAGUUGUGUACCUGGCCUACAACCAACACUGGUGUGCGCGUGUAAUGAUGGCUAUAAAGCAGAUAAUGGAAAGUGCAACAAAGAUCCUGAGAAUGGCGCCGGACAUGUGAGAGUGACAGAACUUUUUAGUGUCAUGGUGACGACAGUUCUGCUGUUUCUAAUCUAGAAAACCCUUCAGUGCUGCAGUGGUACCAUUGCCUGCCAUUUGUAAAUAACUAUAUAUCUUUAAGAAUUGUCAUGGAACAAAUAUUUUGUAAAUACUUAAGACAAAACCAGUCGUGUACAGUUGACAGCAUUUAGUUUGUAUCUGCAUAACCCUUUGAGUGUUCAUUUAUCAAUACAGAACAUAUAUUUUCAAACGCUAAAACAACUACAACAGAAUCAAAACUUUCUCAAACUUACGAUUUCACAAACAGAAAGCAGACACUUAGAGCGGUGUGCUUUGUAUAUAAUUGAUGCAUGAUCUGGCUUUGAAAGUGCUCGUGAAACGUGUCUACAGUUGUCAUCGAGAGUAUACAUGUAUGUGAGUUCCGGUUGUCUGCGCAUGCCUGAUGAAGCCGUAGUGCCGACCAUCUGGCAAUGCCAGGUCUAUCGGAACAGUGUGGUCCCUUGUAGGCAUCUGAGCGCCACUUUUGGUCGGAUAUUUAGUUAUCAAAAGAAAUAGACCUACAUAUUAAA